AAUAACAAAAAGUCACUUGUCAACUGAACCAUCACCAUCAUUCUACAACUUUCCUCAUUUCGUGUAGUUUUAUUAUUAAAUUUUUAAUUAAAAGUGAAUAAAACAAUAAAAAUGUCAUUCGAUGCAAUUCCAAAAGACCUCCGAGGACUUCGUGCUUGUUUAGUAUGCUCUCUUAUAAAGACUUUUGAUCAAUUUGAAUAUGAUGGCUGUGAUAAUUGUGAGGAAUUCCUGCGAAUGAAAAACAACAAAGACAACGUAUACGAUCAUACGAGUAACAAUUUCGAUGGAAUUAUCGCACUAAUGACUCCUGAAGAUAGUUGGGUUGCCAAAUGGCAGAGAAUAGGACGCUUCACAAAAGGAAUCUACGCCAUUUCCGUCUCUGGCAGUCUCCCAGCUGGAACAGUCAGAGAAAUGAAAAACCGGGGAAUACCAUACAGACCACGUGAUACUAGCCAACGUUAAAUCAAUCAAAAUAAAUAAAUCAAAUACAAAGGAAGUAAAAAUUGUUUUAUUAAUUU
Messenger RNA from Episyrphus balteatus (marmalade hoverfly), 518 nucleotides. It is a transcript of the gene spt4, whose product is annotated as transcription elongation factor SPT4. The record is from RefSeq and is a predicted model, not a curated record. The transcript is spliced from 3 exons. Lineage: Eukaryota; Metazoa; Arthropoda; Insecta; Diptera; Syrphidae. Gene Ontology annotation, biological process: chromatin organization; positive regulation of DNA-templated transcription, elongation; mRNA processing. Gene Ontology annotation, cellular component: DSIF complex; nucleus. Gene Ontology annotation, molecular function: RNA polymerase II complex binding; zinc ion binding. Bases 112 to 462 code for a protein of 116 amino acids.